This is a messenger RNA of Cooperia oncophora, 1968 nucleotides long. The record is from the annotation of a GenBank genome assembly. NCBI's taxonomy places the organism in Eukaryota, Metazoa, Nematoda, Chromadorea, Rhabditida, Trichostrongylidae.
AUGAAAGUUAAGGAACCAGACAGCUUUGGACUUAGAUUGUCGACAAUAUCGCCAUGGUCAUACUGGAGGAAAGCGAAUUUGGCCAGCAAGGAUACCAGUUAUGGUUUGAGAUGUCCAUGCACCAUUUGUCUGAAGGUGCGCGGAAGUGAUGGUAAAGCUGCCUUCAACCUGGAAAAACUUCGCCUCUUCCGUCAUUUCUACAUGAUCGUUAUAUCGUAUGUGUAUCUGACGAGGGUUAUGAAACUGCUUCUGCAGUAUGCGCUUCCAUUUGAUCAAGAGUGGGUUACUGAUGCUGUCGUUGAACUGUCUACACUUGUCUUUUUCAUUCUUGUUGGUAUUCUUUUCCGCCCACAACCCGCAAAUCCCUAUCUGAAGCUGAACCAGGACAUCGACGACUCGGAGGAUAUCUCGCUGACGCAAAACGGUCUCUUGGAAGGAGUGGUGAAUCGUGGAUCAUCGAAUGCUCUGAUCGCUCCGGACAACGGUAAUACCGAUCUGGACUGCCCGACCAUUACAGUUGAGGAUAACUCGAAUGUGUCUCAAAUUGGAAGACGCCGUCCAACCGAUGGAGAACGUAGCAGUGUCAGGUCGUCGGAAGAGGAUGCAAGUGGAUCUCCUGGAGGUGACGACCGUGAACGACUCCGAUUAUUGCAAAAGAUAGAAAUGGCACGCGAACGGUUGAAACGUACCAGUCUGGAAAGGGAACGCGAUGUGGAAGAAUUUCUGAUGAUGACCCGGGGAUCAGAAACUCAAAAAGGUGCUGACAACCCCCAGAUGGCACGCCUGAAGCAACACUUUGAGAAGAAGAAUAAGCGACACACUAAUGAGCUCGAACAAUUACAGAGGAAGCUUGCUAGUUACGAGCAGCGUUUGGCUGAAAUUGAAAAUGGCAUAGAAUCUGGAAGCCGAGCAACUGUUAUGUCAACUGUAGGCCAAGGAAUCAGGAGAACUGGUGCCAAUAUAAAGGGAAUGACGGAAACUGUGAUGGCGGCACCUCUAGAAUUUGCUCAACGUCUUAAGAGUACCUUUGGAUCUGCUGAUAAUGUGAACGACCCUAACGACGCAACGAAUUCUGAUUUGCGAAUAGGACAAUCGAAAUUUUAUGCUAGCUCUGACUAUGGAAGUCCUCACCAGGUGCUGACGAGCAGGAUCCCUUCAAGAAAAUCGGAUUCUCUCCCUGCAAACUCUUCUUUAGUGAAGUCAUCGACUCCAUUAAGGUCCCGCGAUGGUGAUACAUCAGGAAUGACGGAUCCAAUGUCAAAGAUGGAAUCUGAAGUGUCGAACUCAUCGAUGCGGUUGUCGCCCUUAGCGCCCAUGCCUCCUUUCAUCGGAACUACGGAUUCAGAAGAAAUGCCACGCCAGCUCCUGGAAGACCUUCGAGGUCUUCGCUAUCUCAUAACAAAGAUGGGCGAGCAGAUCAAUCGGAUCGAUAAUCGACUAGAUUCUGAGUUAGCCUAUGUCACGAGAGCAUUAGAAGAGGAACGAGGAAAGUUUUUGAGAUUGGAAACAACAAUGAACGAAACAAUUGAAUUGCAUCAGGCGGAGUUCCAGGCCUUAAAACAAGAACAGCAAGGUAUUGCUAAUCGAUUGGAUUAUCAGUACAAUGACCGCUUCAAAAGAGUUGAGGAAAGUGUAGAAUCGGUUGAGAACCAUGUAGUACGUAUGGAGAACUCUAUCAAAGAUACCCUCGAUAUACGUCUGUCAGGUCCUGCUUGGGGUAAUGCUGUAUUCCUCUCCAGUGCCAAUAUUGUCGUUGAGUUUCUCAAGAUUGUUCUUUAUCUCGUCGCGACAGUUCUUGACCUCUUUUUACCUUUCUUUGGCACAAGGAACAAAGCGGGUGUGUUCCUGUGUUGUCUUGUUGCCAUCCUCAUCAUGUGGCAGAACUUCAAUGUCUACAAUAUUAUUGUAGAUUUAUUUGUAAAGAGAAAUAGCACGAACAUGAGUAAACCUGCUGGACUAGAUACCUAG